GUUUAUAUGCUUUGUGUUUUCAAUGCAGGUUUGUUAAGGUAAUUUUAUGGCUAGCAAUGCUAGAGAAGAUACACAAAGCAAUAAUGUUGCUCCGACCGAUAAUGAAAUUGAAGUUGAGAGUAAUAUUAAUCCAACUUUGGAAACUCCACAAGCAACGGAUAAUAAUGCCUCGAAUCCAGAAGGAUCAACUCCUGUUGAAGGUGACAAUAAGGCUAAUGUUAAGAGUGCUUAUUGGAAGUAUUUUGAUCGUUUAAAAGUUGAAGGUGAAUGGAAGACAAAAUGCAAAUUUUGCAAGAGUGUGCUUAAUGCAAAUCCGAAGAAUGGUACCAAGUCACUGAGAAACCAUGUGGACCGAUAUUGUAAGAGAAUAAAAGUGGCGACCUCAAGGCAAUCAUCAAUUGUUGAAUCUCUAGCAAAACAAGCACAAGUGCAAAAAGUAAACGAAAAUGGAUUUGUGUUUGACCCUUCAAAGACAAGAAAGUGUGUUACCGAAAUGAUUGUCCUGCAUGAGUAUCCUUUGAGUUGUGUAGACCACCAUGGACUGAGGCGAGCGUUUGCAUCAAUACAACCAACAUUUAAAAUGCCUAGUCGCAACACGGUUAGGAAAGACAUCUUGAAGAUGUUUGGGGAUGAGAAGCUGAAGUUAACUCUUCAACUAGAUGAAAAUGAUAGUAGAGUUGCGAUAACUAGCGACAUGUGGACUUCCAAUCAAGAAAAGGGUUACAUGGUUGUCACAGCUCACUAUAUCGAUAGUUCGUGGAAGUUGCAAAUGCGCCUAUUGAGCAUGAAGAAGAAAUUUGAGAAGUAUUGGGAUGAGAUUCAUGGCAUUAUGGGUGUUGCUGCUGUUUUAGAUCCUAGGUACAAGAUGGUUGGAGUUGAGUUUCAAUUUAAAAAAAUGUAUCCAGAUCCAAUAGAAUGUUCCAAGCAAGUUGAUAGAAUUCAUCAGUUGUGUAAUGAGUUGGUUAAUGAAUACAAUCAAAAAAUGAGUUCUGAUGUGUCAUAUGUUGGUACAAAGGAAGUUGAUGAAAGUGGAAAUACAAGCAUAUUUGGGGGUGAUGAUUAUAUGGUGUAUCUUAAAAGAAAAAAAUGACAAGGGGUUCAUGUGUAAAUGUUGAGUUUGAUCAUUAUCUUGAGGAGGAAAUUCAUCCUCCAAAUGAUCCUAACUUUAAUGUUUUGAAAUGGUGGAAGAACAAUCAAAUGAAAUUUAAAGUUUUGGCAAAAAUAGCCAAGGAUAUAUAUGCCAUUCUAGUAUCCACUGUUGCUUCUGAAUCUGCUUUUAGUACAAGUGGUCGUGUAAUCUCUCCUCAUCGCGGAAAGCUCAAAGAAAGCAUAAUUGAAGCUUUGAUGUGUGGCCAAAGUUAGUUGUGGGCAGCUUUAGGGAA
Molecule: messenger RNA, 1382 nt
Organism: Arachis ipaensis
Lineage: Eukaryota; Viridiplantae; Streptophyta; Magnoliopsida; Fabales; Fabaceae
Source: RefSeq, a predicted model, not a curated record